UUUUUAUCACUCAAUUGUUAGCUAUCAUGAGAGCAGUCCUGUUGUAUUUUUUCUCCUUGAGCCUAUGUACUCUACAAUGCCAGGCGCAAAUUUUUCGAGUGGCAAAUACCUACCAAAGUAACAUGGUGCUGCAGCAAAGUCCGAAGAGGGCUAAAAUAUGGGGUUUUGGUCAAAUAGGGGCUGUGGUCACUGUUACAAUGGACCAAUUCACAGACACUUUGAACGUUGGGGGUAAUGCAAUUUGGUCAUUUACUUUACCACCACAGCCGUCAGGAGGACCGCGUUCAAUAUCUAUAGAACACAAUGUUCCGCAAGGGGCCAGGUCAACAGUCUUAUUGGAAAACAUCGUGUUCGGAGAUGUUUGGCUUUGCGCUGGGGAAGGAAAUAUGCAGUUUCCAAUGAGAAAUAUUUUUAAUUCAACAUUAGAAAUUGAAAAUGCGGUGAAGUACAGCGAAAAAAUUCGCACCGCACAACUAGAGUCAAGAACCUCAGACUCUGAGCUCGAUGAACAAUACCCUUAUAGGACAAUUUGGAGCAAACUGGAGACUGCGAGUGUGGCCGACUUUUCUGCCGUUUGCUUACUGUACGCGAUAAGGCUGCUCGAUGAAGUGCCUGACCACGCGCCAAUUGGUUUAAUUCAGGCUACGUAUGAACAUUCAAACAUCGAGGCAUGGGUUUCAAAGAGAGUAAUAAAUGUCUGCAAUUCUACGUUUAGUCCAGAAUAUGGACAGGGAUUAUUAAAAGAGCAUUCAAUCUGGAAUGCAAUGAUUCACCCUCUUACAAAAAAUUCGCUGAAGGGAGUAAUUUGGUACCAAGGAGAAAGCAAUGUUAAUUACAACUUGCCGUACUACACUUGCCAUUUUAAAAAUCUAACUUUCGAUUGGUCUUAUACAUUCUUUGACGGCACUGUGCCGACACACACUGAUGGAUGGGCAUUUCCUUUUGGUUUUGUACAGCUGGGGCCGAUGGAAAGUGAAAUUGAGCAAUUUGACCAACUGAUUUCUCACUUGCGGCUGCACCAAACGUUUGACACGGAAGUGGCACCAAAUAAUUAUAACAACGAAACAUUUAUGGCGCCUGCUUACGACCUUUAUGACGGAACAUCGCCUUACGGAAGUAUUUACUACAGGGAUAAGCAAACAGUGGCAAAAAGGCUUGCUAACUCUUUUGUGUUUUUGUACUACGACCGCUUUGAUCUUGAGUUCGUUGGACCCAUUCCAUCAAUUUAUAAGCUUGAUACUUUUUGCACUGCAACCUUUGGCUGGAAAGUGAAAUUUAAUGGGCAAGCAGGAGAUCCGUCUGGAUUUUUUUUUAAGAGAAGAAACGGAAUUUGGAUCGAAGCGCCGAUUUUCAACAUCACUUCGGACACAAUGACAUUUGAGGUAGAAGAACUUGCCACCGAAUUGGCCUACGGAUGGUCGGCGCGCCAGUGCGAAUACAAAAUGUGCCCGAUAUACUCCAUUGAUCGCGGGCCCGAUGGCCUGCCAGCGAUAAUUAUGUCAUUUUCCCUCUACACAUAUCCUUAGAAUUUGAGAAAUAAAAAUUGAGAUUAUGCCUAGCCUGUGAGGUUUUAGAUAACUGAUUAAAUGAUUGCAAAAGACAGCAUAGUUUCAAAAUUUAAUGACAUCUGAUGUCAUU
Messenger RNA from Neocloeon triangulifer, 1638 nucleotides. Its product is annotated as sialate O-acetylesterase-like. NCBI's taxonomy places the organism in Eukaryota, Metazoa, Arthropoda, Insecta, Ephemeroptera, Baetidae. Gene Ontology annotation, molecular function: sialate O-acetylesterase activity. The record is from RefSeq and is a predicted model, not a curated record. Bases 27 to 1526 code for a protein of 499 amino acids. The transcript is spliced from 11 exons. Gene Ontology annotation, biological process: carbohydrate metabolic process.